This is a messenger RNA of Micropterus dolomieu (smallmouth bass), 2235 nucleotides long. Its product is annotated as bucky ball-like. The record is from RefSeq and is a predicted model, not a curated record. NCBI's taxonomy places the organism in Eukaryota, Metazoa, Chordata, Actinopteri, Centrarchiformes, Centrarchidae. The coding region runs from base 185 to 2053 and encodes 622 amino acids. The transcript has 7 exons.
UUUUGUCAGUAGAGCGUCACGUGGACCUGAGAGUGAAGUGUUCCUGCUGCGUCCGUUUCUUUAUCGAAGAAGUUUCUGUAAAACGUGCCUUUAAUUUUCAGACGCUGGGGGAUGUUUAUUUGGUUGUUUUCAUUCCUCUGCGGUGUUUUAUUUAUUCACAGGUUGAGCAAGCACGUGACAGAAAAUGGACGAUGGAAGCAAACAACCACACACAUUUGGGAAUGGACAACAGAGAACCCAACAUCCCAGACCUUUUUUCUAUGUCCAGCCACCAUCUCAACCUUACUACCUCUACCAGCACUGGCAGAUGAACAACCCAUACGGUCACUAUGGUUUGCCUGGAGGUUUUAAUUUUGGCCGUCCCUGCAUGCAACCUUACCAGUACAUGCAGUAUCCCGGGUAUGUUUUCCCACAUGCUCCGAUAUAUCCAAUGGAUCACCGGCGAAUGUUUGAACCUCGCUUCCACGCUCCUGUCUGGAAUGACAUGCCUCGUCCGCAGUAUCACCCACAGCCUCAGGGGCGUCGAGAAAUGGCCUGUUCAGAGGCUCAAACCGACCCCAGUGAUGCCAUAAACAAACUCAUCGAAUGCCUUGAUAAGAUUCGAGGCAGUGAGCUGCAAGGCGCUGAGAGAGAACUAGACUCAGGUGUGGCCUCGCAGUCCUCGGGUAUGUUUUCUCCGAGAGACCAGAAGAAAAGGGACGAGCAGAAUCGCACCCUGCCUUCAGCGCCCGAUGAGAACCAUUUGGCGUCUACAGCUGUGACCUUCAGUGACUCCACGACAGCUGUGUAUGACGGCGAGUCCAGCCAAAGGAGCUUAGAUGGCCUGAGCCCUCAUGGAUGCUGGUCUGGAGGAUUAGAAGAGGAGUUGCCACUCGAUAGCUCCUCUGUUCAUGAAGAGUGUCCAGAGACUGAGGAGCUGGCUGCAGACGAACACUUCCUCCCUCAUGAGAAAGAAGAGGUCACGGAUAUCCAGUCAGAUACCUCGAUGACCGAUCCAAGUGUUCCCACAUGUGACGCAGAAGAGCUCCUGAAGCAGAGAGUGGAUCCAAUCUUGCUCUCAACACCAUCAGCGCCAUCUUCUUCCUUUACCUCCAGUCAGCCAGAGCUCAAAGAUGCUAAAAGUGUCGACAAAGUCUCAAAGGCAGAACAUCAGAAAGCUGAUCCAAGCUACCAGAUCCUCAAGCUGCCUUUUCAGAGCGUUUUAAAACGUGGAGAUGCUGAAGCCGGCCACCUCUCCUCCCCUGCUACACCCUACUACUACAACUACCUAUCCAUGCACACCACCCACGAGCGGAUGAGCGUUCUCAGUCCAUCUCUGGAUGAGCUUUCCUCCAGAGAUGAGAUGUUCUCCACAGAUCUGGACGACGCAGAUCUUUUCCCCAAACGCGUGUAUCCAGACAGGGGGCUCGCAGGAGUUGUAAGUGGGUCUCCACAAGUUGCUGAUGAAGUAGAAAACGUGUGGCUGCCUGGCUCGAAGAAGGUUAUGUGCGCCUGCUGUGGGAAAAGUCUAGCAAAAGGGGCAGGUAGGAGCAAAGUCCACAGCGCUAAGAUGUACAGGGACGAAGCCGGAGACUCUGAGGAGGAAAGCAGAUACGGAAGAGGGUGUGAGCAGCCUGUCAGAGUGGUGGUGAGGAAGCAUUCUGCGCCCAGGAAGCCUCAUUCGGUCCCACUUAGACAUCCUGCAAAACCUUGGUAUAAAAGGGGCCAAUACAAAGAUCCCUCAGAUCCCGUCAAUCAGGAGGAAGGCCAUGAUGUUUGCAUCCAGGAGCCAGCUGAUGGUGAGAGUGGAGAGAUGACUAGUAGUGAGCUUCAGUGCAGAACAUGUCAGGACAGACUCUGCAGAGAAGAUCUGACCAUGUCAGAUCAAGGAAGGUGGGGAGACGGUGACGUGAUCCCCAGGAGGAGACAAGCAACCCCUCUUCAACGACAAGAAAUGAGUACUCCGAGGAAAGUGAUGUACCACAGGCCAAGAGAUGAGGACAAUGAUGACGAUGAGCCGCCACCUUUACCCUGGGAAAGAGGUUCUACAACGAGAGGAGAACCAAGAUGUUGAUGUCCCCGGAUUGACUUUUGAACAAAGUGUUUUGAACUGUCGCCCCUCCAAAGGUGUAAUUGUUUCAGGAUAAUGUGUUUGAAAAUAUUUAGAGCACCAGGUGAAAUGCACUGCACAGACAGCCUCUUUUUGUUAGGUAAAAAAAAAAAAAAAUGUAUAAAGUUUCUUCAGUGACACUGACG